Messenger RNA from Penicillium salamii, 759 nucleotides. Lineage: Eukaryota; Fungi; Ascomycota; Eurotiomycetes; Eurotiales; Aspergillaceae. The record is from the annotation of a GenBank genome assembly.
AUGCAUUCAUAUAUCCUUGCAGCCCUUCCAUGCCUGGCAUUGGCAUUGCCAGGUCGACAACUCGCCAAGCGAGACAGCACCCUUAUUCCAACUUCGUGUUUCGACUCCACCUCGUCGUUGACAGAGUACUUUAACUAUGGAUACCCAUGGGGGGACACUCAUAAUGGCGCUGCCAUAAUGAAGGAGAGCAAUGCUGUCAUUUCAACGGCGGGAACCUUGACCUUGAACGCGACAUACACCGGAGCCUCCGAUUACGCCUGGGACUCUGGAACUGUGUACGCGAAGCAGCAGUUCACUGUCGAAGCCGGGGGCGGCCUGGAUUUCUCGGUCGACUUCAUCGCGACAGUGGACAAGGGUACUUGGCCGGCAUUCUGGCUGAAUGGGGUGAACUCAUGGCCUCCCGAGAUUGAUAUUGCGGAGUGGAAAGGCUCUGGGGACAUCAGCUUCAACACGUUUAAUUCAUCCAGUGAAGUUGAGGCCAAGGAUGUUGAAUAUCCAUCUCCCACGGAGUUCCACGCUGUGAAGGCUGAAUUGCGGGAUGAGAAUGGCGCCGAUGUCAGCGUCAAUUUCUAUCUUGAUGGGUCUUUGGUCACUACUCAGUACGCUGGAGGUCUUGUUGGCGAGCCGUUGAACUUGAUUAUUGAUUUGCAGAUGGAGGGAAGUAGUGGAAGCCCAGGCCCAGAAGGAAGUAAGUUCUCCAUUCGCUGUGCAUUCUGGCGUGGUGUUCCAAAGACCACGCCGAUAAAUGUUGCAGUUUGA